Rhineura floridana is the source of this 1782-nucleotide messenger RNA. Its product is annotated as vomeronasal type-2 receptor 26-like. The record is from RefSeq and is a predicted model, not a curated record. The transcript has 5 exons. Gene Ontology annotation, biological process: G protein-coupled receptor signaling pathway. Lineage: Eukaryota; Metazoa; Chordata; Lepidosauria; Squamata; Rhineuridae. Gene Ontology annotation, cellular component: membrane. Gene Ontology annotation, molecular function: G protein-coupled receptor activity. Bases 1 to 1782 code for a protein of 593 amino acids.
AUGAAUGAGAUCAACAAGAAUGGGCACCUCUUACCCAACAGCACCCUGUCUUACAUCUUCGCUCACAAUGCUGAGAAUGAAAUGGGAGCCUGUUAUGGGACUAUGGGUCUUCUUUUCCUAAGACAUGGGAGCCUUUUGAAUUACAUUUGUGGCAGGAAGUACAAGUUAAUGGCUAUCAUUGGUGGACUCACCACUCGUAACUCUAAGCAGAUGCCCCACAUCUUAAAUAUCUACAAGAUGCCACAGUGUGCAUUCCCCACAUAUAAUCUUUAUCGGCCAGAUGUAGGAAACUGUACUGGAGAAGAGAGGUUGAGGAGCCUUCCUGACAUUGUGUUUGAAAUGGGGAUGUCUGGUCAGAGCUACAAUAUCUACAAUGCUGUUUAUGCUGUAGCACAUGCCCUCCAUGCCAUGUUUUCUUCACUAAGAUCUAAGCAGAAGGCAAUGGGACAUGAAGCCACAUGGAACCUUCUUAAUGUUCACCCAUGGCAGUUCAUGUUCUUUCUUUCUCCAAUCCAGAUUCACUCCUUUCUGAAACACAUCUGCUUCAACAACACUGCUGGGGAAGAAAUAUCUUUUGAUGAAAAUGGAGGGUUGGCAACUGGAUAUGAUAUAAUUAACACUGUUACAUUCCCCAAUUGUUCCAUCAGUAAAGUCCGUGUUGGACGCUUGGACCCUCAGGUUUCUAUAGGAAAACAAUUCACCAUCAAUGGAAGUGCUAUUGUGUGGAAUCACAAAUUCAACCAGAUUCCACCCGAAUCAACCUGUGUUGAGAGUUGCCAUCCUGGACACAGGAAGAUUGUGCGAGCGGGGGAACAGAUUUGUUGUUAUGCUUGUCCUCAGUGCCCUGAAGGAACGAUAUCAAGCCUGAUAGAUGCAGACCAUUGCAACAAAUGCCCUGAGGAUCAGCAUCCAAACAAGAACCAGGAUCACUGCAUCCCUAAGCGUAUCACCUAUCUAUCAUAUGGAGAACCCUUGGGAAUAAUUCUGGCUUCAUUUGCUCUUUUCCUUUCACUGAUCACACUUGUAGUAAUGUGGAUCUUCUUUCAGUAUCAGAACACUCCCAUUGUCAAGGCCAACAACUGGAACAUCACAUGCACCCUUCUCACUUCCCUAUUGCUUUGCUUUCUGUGCUCCUUCUUAUUCAUCGGACAUCCUGGGAAAGUGGCCUGUCUUCUCCAACAAACAGUAUUUGGAAUCAUUUUCUCCCUUGCAGUUUCUUGCAUAUUGGCUAAAACUAUCACUGUGGUUCUGGCCUUCAUGGCUACCAAGCCAGGAAACAAGAUAAGGAAGUGGGUAGGAAAAAGGUUGGCAGUGUCAGUUAUUGUUCUCUGUACUCUUAUUCAAACUGGCAUCUGUGCAGUGUGGCUGGUAACCUCUCCCCCUUCCCCAGAGUUUGAUAUGCACUCCCAGAUUGCCCAGAUCAUCCUGAAAUGCAACGAAGGAUCAAACCUCAUGUUCUACAUUGUCUUGGGCUACAUGGGACUUCUGGCCAUCAUCAGCUUCACUGUGGCCUUCUUUGCAAGGAGGCUGCCUGACACUUUCAAUGAAUCUAAACUUAUCACCUUCAGCAUGUUGGUUUUCUGCAGUGUUUGGUUGUCCUUUAUCCCAACGUACCUGAGUGCCAAAGGGAAAUACAUGGUGGCUGUGGAGAUCUUCUCCAUCUUGGCCUCUAGUUCUGGCUUGCUGGCUUGCAUCUUUCUCCCCAAAUUCUACAUUAUUAUACUGAGACCUGAACUGAACACCAAGGAUCAGCUUGUAAGGAAAAAUAACUAUGGUACCUGA